AUGGCGACCUCAAACGGCGCCGUCGCACCCACCCCUCAACCACAACCUCCCGCCGCGGCCACAAAGGGCCCCGAGCCCGUUUCAAUAUCGGAGGUCCGACCCAACAACAGCCGCGAAAACCGCACAGCAGCCCAUUCGCACAUCAAAGGGCUCGGCCUGCGACCCGAUGGCACCGCCGCACAGGACAGCCACGGCUUCGUCGGACAGACCGCGGCGCGAGAAGCAUGCGGUGUGGUGGUCGAUCUCAUCCGCGCCAAGAAGAUGGCCGGCAAGGCCGUGCUGCUCGCUGGCGGACCGGGUACAGGGAAAACGGCUUUGGCGCUGGCCGUCAGCCAGGAGCUCGGGACCAAGGUGCCGUUCUGCUUGAUGACGGGGAGCGAGGUGUACAGUGCCGAGGUCAAAAAGACAGAAGCAUUGAUGGAGAACUUCCGACGCGCCAUUGGGCUGCGGGUACAGGAGAAGAAGGAGGUGUAUGAAGGCGAGGUGGUGGAGCUCACACCGGAGGAGAGCGAGAACCCGCUCGGGGCGUACGGGAGGACCAUUUCACAUCUCGUCAUUACUUUGCGGAGCUCGAGAGGAACGAAGAAGCUGCGGCUCGAUCCCAGCAUCUACGAGGCCAUCCAAAAGGAGCGCGUCCGGCUGGGAGACGUGAUAUACAUCGAAGCCAACACUGGUGCCGUCAAACGUGUUGGCCGCUCCGAUGCCUUCUCCACCGAGUUCGAUCUCGAGGCGGAAGAGUACGUGCCUGUGCCAAAGGGCGACGUUCACAAGAAGAAAGACGUGGUGCAAGACGUCACGCUGCACGACCUGGACGUUGCGAAUGCAAGGCCGCAGGGUGGGCAAGACGUGAUGAGCAUGAUGGGGCAAUUGAUGAAGCCCAGGAAGACGGAGAUUACGGAGAAGCUCCGGGGCGAGAUCAACAAAGUGGUCAACAAAUACAUUGAUCAAGGAGUCGCUGAGCUGGUGCCGGGUGUUCUUUUCAUUGACGAGGUGCAUAUGCUCGACAUCGAAUGCUUCACCUAUCUCAACCGCGCGCUGGAAAGCACCAUCAGUCCCAUUGUCAUCCUCGCCAGCAACCGCGGUCAAACGACCAUCCGUGGCACAAACUCUCCCCUCGACCCAUCGUCAGGUCUCAUAUCCGCCCACGGCAUUCCUCCCGAUCUCCUCCCGCGCCUGCUCAUCAUCCCCACAAACCCCUACACUCCCAGCGAAAUCCGCACCAUCAUACAAAUCCGGGCGCGCCUCGAUCCGGAGGCGUUGGAGGCCUUGACAGCGCAGGGGGAGAAGGUCAGUCUACGAUAUGCGCUGCAGCUGCUUGCGCCUGCAGGGAUCCUGGCGCGGGCGAGAGGCAGUGAGGGCGGGGUUGUAAGUGGAGGGGAUGUAGCGGAGGCGGUGGGCUUGUUCAUGGACGCCGGCAGGAGUGCGGCGUUGAUUCGGGAGAGGGUGGGCGAGUUUAUCUCGUGA
Molecule: messenger RNA, 1464 nt
Organism: Neohortaea acidophila
Lineage: Eukaryota; Fungi; Ascomycota; Dothideomycetes; Mycosphaerellales; Teratosphaeriaceae
Product: ATP-dependent DNA helicase pontin
Exons: 3
Coding region: 1-1464 (487 amino acids)
Biological process (GO): box C/D snoRNP assembly; chromatin remodeling; regulation of transcription by RNA polymerase II
Cellular component (GO): Swr1 complex; R2TP complex; Ino80 complex
Molecular function (GO): ATP binding; DNA helicase activity; ATP hydrolysis activity
Source: RefSeq, a predicted model, not a curated record